This is a messenger RNA of Salvia splendens (bonfire salvia), 923 nucleotides long. RefSeq lists its product as uncharacterized. The transcript is spliced from 5 exons. NCBI's taxonomy places the organism in Eukaryota, Viridiplantae, Streptophyta, Magnoliopsida, Lamiales, Lamiaceae. The record is from RefSeq and is a predicted model, not a curated record. The coding region runs from base 72 to 545 and encodes 157 amino acids.
AGCGAAUUCGAAUUAGUAGUACCGCCGCCGCCGCCUUCUGUAGUCGAAUUUCAAUUCCGUGCACCAGAAAAAUGAACGUCAAUGAACCUCAAUCUAUGGAAAAGGUGUACGAUCAUAGAUUCCAGCGAACUGACCAGUGGAAGCCGGUUUACUCAUGGCUGGAAUCGCUCGACACAGAUGAGCUGAUUAAGUCCAAGGACGUCGUCGAUUGGCUCACGGCGAACCCUGAAAUCCGAGAUGAUUUGUACGCUAGGCAUUCGCGCUACCAUUUGAUGCACUACAUUAAGAAAUGCCAUGUCAAAAUCCUCAAGCGCAACGAGAAACAGGGACUUAUUGUUGCUAAACUACCUCCUUCAAAUGUUGAUCAGAAUUCUGAAUUCAAAACUCCUUCUUCACCUCAUUUUACUGGAAAUAACUUGAGCAAUAUUCCUAAAGACAGCGAGCUUUACAAAGCGAAACGCAGUGAGGCUCUCCACAAAUAUGAGAUUUUAAUUGAGCUGGAGAAACAACUAAUACCACUCUUUGGGAAACAAGAAAACCAGUAAGCAUCUCACACUUAUGGCUUUAUGAUGAUGAACGCUUGUCUGUCUACCUACAACACAGAUCCUGUUUUGCUGUUCAUGACUUCGUGCUAAUUCGUAGUAGUACUAGUUUAGGGUCUUAACAACUUCAAUGCAGUUAGAGUUUGAUCAUAGGCUUCUAACUAUAAUCCAUGGCUGCUUCUAGAAUUAAGUAGUCUAAACUUUUUGCUUUUGAAGAAAUGCAAAUUAUUGUAGUUGAGGGGUGAUUUUUAUUGUAUAGUAGUAUUCAUUUAUAAAGCUGUAGUCUCUGGAGUAAAAAAAAAAUUCAAUGGUCCAAAAAUAUAGUGUCUUACCAAUGACAAUUGUAGAAACAGAAAAAAAUGAGAGAAGUGGUUUUUGCAA